This is a messenger RNA of Gastrolobium bilobum, 1715 nucleotides long. RefSeq names its product 3beta,22alpha-dihydroxysteroid 3-dehydrogenase-like. Bases 1 to 1563 code for a protein of 520 amino acids. Lineage: Eukaryota; Viridiplantae; Streptophyta; Magnoliopsida; Fabales; Fabaceae. The record is from RefSeq and is a predicted model, not a curated record. The transcript has 9 exons. Gene Ontology annotation, molecular function: iron ion binding; oxidoreductase activity, acting on paired donors, with incorporation or reduction of molecular oxygen; heme binding. Gene Ontology annotation, biological process: brassinosteroid biosynthetic process; sterol metabolic process; brassinosteroid homeostasis.
AUGUUGAAUCUAUUGAGAGAAGAUUUAGUAUUCUUAGUGCAGAACUAUUAUGACAUAAUCGUGGUUGCUUUACUCUCUAUCGGAGUAGCAUAUUUCAUUCCAAAAGCUUGGAAAAGAACUAGAAACAAUGGAGAAGAUAUCCCUGGUCGGCUGGGAUUACCUUUUAUUGGGGAAACUUUUUCUUUUCUUUCAGCCACUAAUAGUACAAGAGGAUGCUAUGAUUUUAUCAGACUUAGGCGAUUGUGGAAUGGGAGAUGGUUCAAGACAAGGCUAUUCGGCAAGAUCCACAUAUUUGUUCCUAAUAGUGAAGGUGCAAGGACGGUAUUUGCUAAUGACUUCGUUCUAUUCAACAAGGGUUAUCUGAAAUCAAUGGCAGAUGCUGUGGGAAAGAAAAGCUUAUUAUGUGUACCAGUUGAGAGCCACAAAAGAAUAAGGCGUCUUCUAUCUGAACCAUUCUCUUUGACUUCCCUAUCUGCAUUUGUCUCAAAAUUUGACAAAAUGUUGUGUGGAAGGCUGCAAAAGCUAGAAGAAAGUGGGAAAAGUUUCAAGGUGCUUGACUUCAGUAUGAAGAUGACAUUUGAUGCAAUGUGUGAUAUGCUGAUGAGUAUCACGGAGGAUUCAUUACUACAACAGAUCGAGAAAGAUUGCACUGCUGUCUCUGAUGCCAUGCUGUCCUUUCCUAUCAUGAUUCCUGGAACCAGAUACUAUAAAGGCAUAAUGGCUCGUAGAAGGCUCAUGGAAACAUUCAGAGAAAUCAUUGCCAGACGAAGGAGGGGAGAUGAGUCUCCAGGGGACUUCCUACAGUCCAUGUUGCAGAGAGAUUCAUUCCCAGCCAGUGAAAAGCUUGAUGACUCAGAGAUAAUGGAUAACCUGUUGACAAUGAUAAUUGCUGGACAGAGCACAACAUCAGCAGCAAUGAUGUGGAGUGUAAAGUUUCUACAUGACAACAGAGAAGCACUGGACAUACUCAGGGAAGAACAAUUGUCAUUAACCAAAAUGAAGCCAGAAGGAGCUUCACUUAACCAUGAGGAUCUCAACAAGAUGCGUUAUUGUUUGAAGGUAGUAAAGGAAACACUGAGAAUGUCCAAUGUCCUGUUGUGGUUUCCUCGUGUUGCACUUCAAGACUGCAAAAUUGAAGACCUUAAAUUGAAGGGGCUUUGUUUAUCAUUAGUCUUUUUGGCUUCCAUGACUAUGUUGUUAACUAUACGAGUGGCAAUGACAGGGUAUGAUAUAAAGAAAGGUUGGCACGUUAACAUUGAUGCAACUUUUGUCCAUUAUGACUCAGAUUUGUACAAGGAUCCGUUGAAAUUCAACCCGCAAAGAUUUGAUGAAAUGCAAAAGCCCUAUAGUUUCAUGCCUUUUGGAUCAGGGCCUAGGACAUGCCUAGGGAUCAAUAUGGCGAAAGUGACAAUGUUGGUCUUUUUACACAGAGUCACAAGUGGUUACACGUGGACCCUAGAUGAUUUGGAUACAUGCUUAGAAAAGAGUGCACACAUACCUAGACUAAGAAGUGGCUGUCCAAUAACGUUGAAGUCCUUAAGCAAAAGCAUGCCAGAGGCAUAAAUGGGGAAGAUUCACGAGACAAGGAUUUCACAGUGUGAAGGCCAAUGAACAAUAUGCAGCAGACAGCUGUGUGUAUCUGAAAAUUUAUGAGACUCGAAGCAAAUUGAAUCGCAAUAAAUAAAUAUUGCAAGAAUUAUUGAUGUAUUAAUCCA